This is a messenger RNA of Mugil cephalus (flathead mullet), 1907 nucleotides long. RefSeq names its product solute carrier family 25 member 48 (gene slc25a48). Gene Ontology annotation, molecular function: transmembrane transporter activity. Gene Ontology annotation, biological process: transmembrane transport. The record is from RefSeq and is a predicted model, not a curated record. Lineage: Eukaryota; Metazoa; Chordata; Actinopteri; Mugiliformes; Mugilidae. Gene Ontology annotation, cellular component: mitochondrion. The transcript has 7 exons. The coding region runs from base 110 to 1063 and encodes 317 amino acids.
CCCUUCCCUUUCUGUGACCUCCUCCUUAUCAAUAAAAGCCCCCUCCCCGCUGCGCUGCUCCUCAGAGCAUUUCACUGAUGGUAGGAAGCGGGUUUUAGCAGUUUUAAAGAUGCAGACCUCCAAGAGUUUUCGUUUGGAUGAUUUCAUCGCGGGAUGGAUCGGCGGAGCGUCCAGUGUGGUGGUGGGUCAUCCUCUGGACACGGUCAAGACGCGGCUGCAGGCGGGAAAAGGCUACAAGAACACGCUCCACUGUGUCCUCACCAUCUACAGGAAGGAGACGGUGGCAGGUUUCUUUAAAGGCAUGUCGUUCCCGCUGGCCAGCAUCACGCUCUACAACUCGGCCGUGUUCGGCUUCUUCAGUAACACGCAGAGACUCAUAAGCAAACAUCGCUAUGGCGACGGGCGCCAUCCCUGCAGCAUGCUGGACCUGACCGUGGCCAGCAUGCUGACCGGCCUGAUGUCCGUGGGCCUGGGAGCGCCGGUCGAUCUGGUCAAGAUCAGACUGCAGAUGCAGACGCAGAUGGUUCUAGCAGAGAACCUGCACCUCGCUGGUAACGUAUCGAGCGGCACUAACAUCCCUCUGCGCUCGGUCGACCUCCCGGGACAGAGGGUUUACCGGGGCCCCAUCCACUGCAUCAGCAGCAUCCUGCAGGCCGAGGGCCUCCAGGGCCUGUACAGAGGAGCCGGGGCCAUGAUCCUCAGGGACGUCCCCGGCUACACGCUCUACUUCAUCCCUUACACCAUCUUCUGUGACCUGCUGAAGCCCGACGCCGCCGCCUCAAGCCUCCAUCCUUGUUCCAUCUGGCUCGCGGGAGGAUUGGCAGGCUCCAUCUCCUGGGUCACGGCGACGCCGGCCGAUGUGGUGAAGAGUCGGAUGCAGGCGGACGCUCAGCUGCAGAGGAAGUACAGGGGGAUCCUACACUGCAUCGUCCACAGCUACAAGACAGAGGGAGCUCAGGUGUUUUUCCGCGGAGCGUCCGUUAACGCCAUCCGUGGUUUCCCCAUGAGCGCCACCAUGUUCCUGACCUACGAGCUCUCGCUGCAGUUCUUCAGGAGCCUUUAGGACGAAGGAAACGAAGGAAACGAAGGAAACGAAGGAAUCACACCGAGUUAUUUGGUGAACGAGCUCAGCUGACGAAUCUGAGCUGGUUUUAAAGAGGAGUUGAGACGCAGACUUGAUUCUGACUUUUUAAGCAGAUGGAUUUUAAAUGAAUUAAGAUGAUUUUAGCGUCAGAAAUUUUACCAAAGAACUCGGUGUGAAGUUCCUUUCGAGCCCUGAGACUCAGUUCGCUUUUAAAAAACUCCACAAUUCAAAGAGGGAAAAAGAAGUUUAGUUAAACUUUCAUCACAAAUCGUUUUAAACCAAUGAGUCUUUACGGAGUCGCACUUUAAUCUCAGCACGAAGAAGAAGAAGAAACAACCUGAGGUCACAAAACAGAGCUUUUAUAUAAACGAUGUGACAUUUUCAACACGAUUCGUUUUUCUUUUACAAGCUGAUCAAAAAAAAAAGAAUUAAUUAAAUAUAAUCUGCUUUCGUCUCUAACGUUAAUGCAAAGUGUUGGAAAUGACACGUCUUUCAUUCGUAAAACGUUUGUUUCUUAUAUUAAGAAAAGAGAGAACAGUUACAUUAUUAUUCCUCCUUUUUAUUUUUAUUUCUGCAGCGAACGUGUUUAAUCAUUAACAGUUAGCAUUCACAGCUAAUGAUGCACAAAUUUUAUUUUAAAAUCACUUAUUUUAAGAGACUAAACGAGCAACAAAUUAGAUAUUUCUCAUUUUAGAGUGAAUAUCUGUGGCUGUUUUUAAUAGUUUUCAUGUCUCGUUGUAAAUACCUGUAAAUAUAUUGAUGCUUUUAGCAGCGUCUGACUGUACAUAAACAAAUAAAUGAAUAAAUGAAGCAUUUAAACACA